CAUACACAGACUCACAACCUUGCUGAACUUAGUGUUCCAACGAACUUUGAAUUUCUACCAUUUCAACUCUUUGACCUCCUGUGGAUUUUUUGUUCCUCUUUUGGAUCACUGCUUCAUGCGCUCCCGACGGACUCAUAAGAACCCUAGACGUUCUUCUCCCCCUCCCCUCCCUGAAGCCAGACUGACAUCCAUGGCGCUGCAGAAGCUUGUGGGAUUUGGGAAGCAGCUGCUGAGAGUAAAGGUGGUGAACUGUAACUCAGACGACUCCCGUCUGUCCAGAUGCCUAAACACGUUUGACCUGGUGGCCCUGGGCGUGGGCAGCACGCUGGGCGCUGGUGUCUAUGUGCUGGCUGGUGCUGUUGCACGAGAGAAUUCCGGUCCUGCUAUCGUGUUGUCUUUCCUGAUAGCAGCUCUAGCCUCGGUGUUGGCUGGCCUGUGUUAUGCUGAGUUUGGAGCUCGCGUUCCCAAAACGGGCUCAGCUUAUCUGUACUCCUAUGUGACUGUGGGGGAACUCUGGGCCUUCAUCACUGGAUGGAACCUCAUCCUCUCCUACAUCAUUGGUACCUCCAGUGUGGCUCGUGCAUGGAGCGCUACCUUCGAUGAGUUGGUAGGAAAGCGCAUAGAGAUGUUUUGCAGAGAGUACAUGUCCAUGAAGGCACCGGGCAUCUUAGCAGAGUACCCUGACAUGUUUGCUGUCGUCAUCAUAUUCACCCUCACAGGUCUGCUGGCAUUUGGAGUCAAAGAGUCAGCAAUGGUAAAUAAGGUCUUUACCUGUAUCAACAUCCUAGUCUUGUUGUUCAUGGUGAUCUCUGGGCUGGUAAAAGGUACUCUGAAGAACUGGCAGAUUGACCCUGAAGAAAUCCUACAUGGCAAUCAUACCCAUGAUUCCAGCCUCAAUUUGACAGACAUCUUACCAACCAAAGAGAUUCUAGGAGAUGGCGGUUUUAUGCCGUUUGGUUUCACAGGCGUCUUGUCGGGAGCCGCUACCUGCUUCUACGCCUUCGUCGGAUUUGACUGCAUCGCCACCACAGGUGAAGAGGUGAAGAACCCCCAGAGAGCCAUCCCUAUCGGCAUUGUAUCGUCGCUUCUCAUCUGCUUUGUAGCCUAUUUUGGCGUCUCUGCUGCCCUCACCCUCAUGAUGCCGUACUACCUGCUCGACAGCAACAGCCCUCUGCCUGUAGCCUUCAAUUAUGUCGGCUGGGGAGGAGCUAAAUAUGCUGUAGCUGUAGGCUCUCUCUGUGCUCUGUCCACCAGUCUGUUGGGUUCCAUGUUCCCCCUACCCCGUAUCAUCUUUGCCAUGGCUCGGGAUGGCCUGCUCUUCUCCUUCUUGACCCGCGUCAGCGAGAGGAAAUCCCCCAUAUCGUCCACUUUCACCGCUGGGGUUCUGUCUGCUAUCAUGGCAUUUUUGUUCGAGCUGAAGGACCUGGUGGACCUGAUGUCGAUAGGGACGCUGCUGGCCUACACCCUGGUGGCUGCUUGUGUCCUCGUACUGAGAUACCAACCCGAGCAGCCCAGUCAGGUGUAUGAGAUGGCCUGCACCCAAGACGAAGGGGAGAUGAGCGACGGCAUCAGUGUCCCCAGUAUGGGCAUCCUGCCCGGUAUGGAAGAGAGGUUCAGCUUCAAGACCCUCCUGUUCCCAGAUCACCAUGAACCAUCAGCGCUGUCAGGCUUCAGUGUCAACAUCUGUGCCUCUGUGAUGGGAACAUUGAUCCUUGCAUUCAGUGUACUGGCAGUGCAGGGCGGCACUGCUCCCUGGAACAUUGUCUGCCUCAGUUUCAUCUUCAUGGUGUGCCUCGUCCUCACCUUCAUCAUCUGGAGGCAGCCAGAGAGCAAGACAAAACUUUCCUUCAAGGUUCCACUGCUACCCUUCCUUCCAGUGAUCAGCAUGUUUGUUAAUGUUUACCUGAUGAUGCAGCUGGACAGAGGCACUUGGAUACGCUUUUCCAUCUGGAUGGCUAUAGGUUUAGUGAUCUACUUCUGCUACGGCAUCCAUCACAGCAACGAGGGCAACACAGCCCGCUCGUCUCCAGAAACAGAUCUGGACGUGGACCAAGAAUUAGAGGCCCCGUCACCAGAAAAAGAGGCGUUCCUACACUACGGAAUCGAAGCCGGGGAAGAGGACGAUGGAGAACUGUAGGACACUUCAGAAUAUGCUGCUUACAUUUCAACCUGCCCUGACGCCAGUCUGUCUGUGUAAGACUAUUUUUGACAGGACAACUUCCAGUCCCUCACUGGUUGUACCUCCAUUUGAAGGAAGUAUUGCUGAAGAACCUUGACCUGAAAUCCAGAAACCUGCGACUUCCUCCCUCGACUGCCGGGCAGAACAACAGGAUUUCUGGAGUCAUAAUUGACAUGUUCUGUUACCUCAGUAUGUUGUAAUGGGUUUGUUACCCCCUUUUGCUUGGCCUUGAGCUUCAGCUGCUUGUUAUCUAGCGCCGGCUAACUGUUGGGGCAGGGCUCAUGUUGAACACAUGAAUCAUGUCUGUGUUUCAGAGAGGUUCUGGGAGAUAACAAUAUUUGUUCCCCCCCACGAUGAGUCUCAGUUAUUUCUCUGGAGAGUGUCUGAGUUCCGCUCAUGGCAGAAGGACUGUGCACAUGUGGUAACAGCUUUUGUCUGGGCGCCAGAGGGUUCAGCAGUAAUACACUUCUCUUUUUGUUACAUGUAAAUAUCUGCAGAAUUCUAAAAAAACAGAUGAAAAAGUAAGAAUUGAAUACAGAGUGGUACAUUCUGCUAAAUCUUUUUCCAAUUAUUGUGCAACGUAAUAUUGAAAUGCUCCUCCGACAGUCUGACAAGUGAGUACUUUCACAAUCCACUGCAUCACACGUGGCGUGUUAAUAAUAUAAUUUCCCUUGUUGACGAGCAGAAAAGGCUGGUGGGCCAAUGGCUGCACAUGUGAGUGGGCCAAAAGGAAACUGUAGCUUACAGUUUCCAUGAGUCCAAAAGAUUGUAUUAAUACCAUCUGAGGUCUAUGGCUUUACUUGCAAAAGAGAAGCUUGGGGUCCUAUUGUGUUACACCCUUAACAAGGGGCAGUUUUGGUAACUAUAAGCUGUGGAUUUGCCUUCAAAUUAUGAUGCAGAAACUGCUGUACCAAUACAAUGAACCAUAAUAAAAAACACUAAAUCCUGUUGGACUUUGAGAAGCAGGAAGAGAUACUGUCUAAAGCUUACCAUGAAGAUUCUCAUCCAUCAAAACAUAAAAACAAUUCAAUUAAAUUAAGGGACACCUGAUUUAUCAUCUUUUUCAUAUCCAGUGAUAUUUUUAAAAUAACGUUCUCUUACUUGAGAUAUCUGACGCCCUUGGUAGAGAAAAGGAAUCUUAAAUAUGAACUGGGAUUCAUGCUGAACAUUAGUUGAGGACAUUGACAGCUGAUGAAUGACAGUGUCACUUUAGAUGACAGUUGAUUUUUCACAGUGCUGGCUGCUGUGUGUCUUUUACAUCUGUGGCUUGUAAUAGAAUUUUCUUUUUUCAAAAAUAAAUUUGGAUGAGUGUUUUUGUUCUAAAUUUUCAUUAUAGGCCUACCCUUUGUAAUGUCUAUUAGUGUUCUGACAUAUCCUGACAUAUUGUAAUUUUUCUACUAUUGAGAUUAAGAAUCUGAAUCAGCCAACAUUUUCAAGAAGACAAGUCCAUGAAUGGUUUUGCAGAGCUUAACCACAUACAAUCAUUUAUGUUAUUGAUUUUCAUUGAAAAUGAGAAAGCACAACGUUUUUUCUCCUGACUUGAUAAACCCCACAAGAAUACGUAUUACGCUGCACCCCAUAACAGACUCAGUAAGAACGGCAACAGCAAAACAGAUUACCUUACUUGUUUUGUGCAUCCCUCUUUUUUGUCUACACCUCGUACCUACACUACCCACAAUGCACCUUUAUUUCAUACAUUCACUUUUCCUGCCAGUUUCAGGAGCAAAAUAACGAGCCUCCCAUAGGAUUAGUAACCUCACUUUAUUCAAGAUUCAUCUUGAUUCUUCGGCUAACACAAUUAACAUCUCUAGAUGAUUUGUCAGAUUCACACAGCUUCCUCCAGAUCCUUUAAUUCAUCCAUGCUAAGCUGAUGAAUAAAAUCUGUUUAUAGGUAAACCUAUAUUUUCAUUAAUGGUAGUGUGUGUAAUCAAGCUUGUGUAUAUAAUAUUGUUUAUA
This is a messenger RNA of Notolabrus celidotus (New Zealand spotty), 4135 nucleotides long. It is a transcript of the gene slc7a1a, whose product is annotated as solute carrier family 7 member 1a. The transcript is spliced from 13 exons. Lineage: Eukaryota; Metazoa; Chordata; Actinopteri; Labriformes; Labridae. Gene Ontology annotation, molecular function: amino acid transmembrane transporter activity. The record is from RefSeq and is a predicted model, not a curated record. The coding region runs from base 116 to 2137 and encodes 673 amino acids. Gene Ontology annotation, biological process: transmembrane transport; amino acid transport. Gene Ontology annotation, cellular component: plasma membrane.